Molecule: messenger RNA, 1797 nt
Organism: Struthio camelus australis
Lineage: Eukaryota; Metazoa; Chordata; Aves; Struthioniformes; Struthionidae
Source: RefSeq, a predicted model, not a curated record
AUGGGGGUCCCAGCAGGUGUCACAGGGGUCCUGGUGGGUGUCACUGGGGUCCUGACGGAUGUCCCAGCAGUCCUGUCAGGUGUCACGAGUGUCACGGGGCUCCUGGUGGGUGUCACUGGGGUCCUGACGGAUGUCCCAGCAGUCCUGUCAGGUGUCACGAGUGUCACGGGGCUCCUGGUGGGUGUCACUGGGGUCCUGACGGAUGUCCCAGCAGUCCUGUCAGGUGUCACGAGUGUCACGGGGCUCCUGGUGGGUGUCACUGGGGUCCUGACGGAUGUCCCAGCAGUCCCGUCAGGUGUCACGAGUGUCACAGGGCUCCUGGUGGGUGUCACUGGGGUCCUGACGGAUGUCCCAGCAGUCCCGUCAGGUGUCACGAGUGUCACAGGGCUCCUGGUGGGUGUCACUGGGGUCCUGACGGAUGUCCCAGCAGUCCCGUCAGGUGUCACGAGUGUCACAGGGCUCCUGGUGGGUGUCACUGGGGUCCUGACGGAUGUCCCAGCAGUCCCGUCAGGUGUCACGAGUGUCACAGGGCUCCUGGUGGGUGUCACUGGGGUCCUGACGGAGGUCCCAGCAGUCCCGUCAGGUGUCACGAGUGUCAUGGGGCUCCUGGUGGGUGUCACUGGGGUCCUGACGGAUGUCCCAGCAGUCCCGUCAGGUGUCACGAGUGUCAUGGGGGUCCUGGUGGGUGUCACUGGGGUCCUGACGGAUGUCCCAGCAGUCCCGUCAGGUGUCACUGGGCUCCUGGUGGGUGUCACUGGGGUCCUGACGGAUGUCCCAGCAGUCCCGUCAGGUGUCACUGGGCUCCUGGUGGGUGUCACUGGGGUCCUGACGGAUGUCCCAGCAGUCCCGUCAGGUGUCACUGGGCUCCUGGUGGGUGUCACUGGGGUCCUGACGGAGGUCCCAGCAGUCCCGUCAGGUGUCACUGGGCUCCUGGUGGGUGUCACUGGGGUCCUGACGGAGGUCCCAGGAGUCCCGUCAGGAUUGUACGGGCGCAUGCCAAGCUCUUGCAGGCCCUCAUGGGGCCUGACGGGCGCCUACGGUCCCGCCCUGAGCUCCACCGGCCUGCGGACCUGCACCAAGUCCUAUGGGCCCGUACAGGUUCGUGCCGAGCUCGUACAGGCCUGUGCAAGACGCUAUGGGCUCGUAUGUGCCUGUGCCAAACUCGCCCACACCGAGCUUUAUGGGCUUGUACUGGCCCACGCUGAGCUCGUACGGACCCAGGCCCAUGACAAGCUCCUAUGGGCCUGCACCAGCCUCUACAGGCUCAUACGGCCCCGAACCAGCUUCUACAGGCCAGUGCGGAUCCUUGCCAAGCUCUUACGGGCCUGUGCCAGCCUCCGUGGGCUCGUAUCGGCCCACACAGGGCUUGUACAGUCCCGCGCUGGCCUCUACGGCCUUGGUCCGAACAGGGUCUUUCUACGAGCGGCGAAUUCAAGGCUUAGGUCUUUCUGCUCAUUUCCAGCCAAGAAAUGCCAGCCCUGCCCUUCCUGCUCCUCUCCCGUCCUUCCCGGCUGCCCGGAAGACGGCGUCGGCUACGGAGAGAAAUGCUUCUACUUCGUGGAGGCCGAAGCGGACUGGAAGAGCAGUGAAAGCUCCUGCCUUUCCCUCGGAGCCCACCUGGGCACCAUUGACAGCCCGAAAGAGCUGGUAAAGGAGAAAUCCCUGAGAGAUCGGUUCCUGUUGCGCUACGGGGAGUCCUUACCCUACUGGAUCGGUCUGCGAAGGGAAGGCUCCGGACCUUGGAAAUGGCCCGACGGCUCCUUCUUCACCAACUCCAAAACCAGCACGCCCUCUUAG